AUGUGGUCACUGGAGGACCAAGGUAUCAGGGAACUUCGAGAUAAGCUCAAGACAUUGAAUCCCGGUGCUUCGAUCAAGGUCGAAUAUCUACGUGACAAACAUAUGUUGGUUGUCACUGGUCAGUUCGAUGAGGAGUUCGAUGUCGAAAUCACAUCGCUGCUUGCCAAUUACAUCGAAGAGCAUCGCAAUGAUGAUUUACUUGAGAUGCCGAGAGUUCGUCAACUUUCGAUUUCGACCAACUUCGAUCCCAAUCCCUUUGCUGGUUACAGAAGCAAUUCGCAGCCAGAGGAAGAAACCCUAGUGGAAGACAUCAUGCCGGCAAAACCUUCUAGCGAUGGGCCAAUUGUUAAGUUCUGGCAUCCCUCACAGGUGGCAUUGGGUUCAAUUUCUCAUGACUCGGAACCUCUCUUGAAUCGCAUUUCCGAAAUGACGGAAACACAAAUAGCAGUGCAGGGAGCCCAAGGGCUCCUUAUUUCUGCAGAGCACAUGGAUAACAUCGAAGAAGCAAUGGAAAUACUCGACUCCCUUGAAGAAUGCUUGGAUCUCAUUGAGAACCAAAACCGGGGACUCAUCAUUUUUACCCCAAGACGGGAAAGCGCUACUUAUCGCGUCAUGGAAUAUGCACAGAUCAGUGCCACUGCCUUGUGGCGUAUUUUGAUGGACCGAAACGCCUCGCUUCGUUUUCCAAAGAUAAUGACUCUGGUGGUCUGUGAAUUUGACGAGCUCGCUAAUGAAUUUCGUCCACUUCGCAAACUUCGACACCCACAGCAAGUGCUCCUGAAGGAGGUGAGUAUAAUUCGAGACUGGGACGACUAUCAUUUUCCAGAGAUUGGUCCAAAAAACGAUCCCCUCUUAGGGAUGAUUGAUCAGCAUCUCGCGCCUCAGAGUGAGACCUCUCAAGAGAAUAGCGAUGCUCAGCACCCCUAUCUCUCUACAAGAAAGGUUAAAGAUGUUGACAAAUGGAUCUCUCGGGGUUUCCCUAAACGGCCUUUAGCCACCGAAAGUCUUAAAAAAGGACCAAUAGAAGCUGACCCAACCUCACCUGAGCUUGUUACAUCCAAGCCUCCGGCUGAUUAUAGCGUUUCUGUUCCACGGGAUCAGAGACAGCCUGGUCCGUUUGAGCCCAAUCCCGCAGGCGUCAAAGGACGUGCUGUUAUGCUACCAGAUGGAACUGUAGCAACCUCUAGGCAGCAUCGACAAGAAAAUCCAAUAGACACCCCUCGUGGCUCAAAUCCCUCUCUGUUUAGCAGACUCAGCUACAGGGAGAGAAUGAGGAACCACCAGGUAGCCGGUUUGUCUGCCUCAAUCCCUCAACAAAAAGGAUCCGCCAGCAUUGUUCGUAGCGCAGCUGAAUCUACUUCUCCAAAUGAAGCUUCCAAAAAGUCGGAAACAAUGUCUAAGGAAAUCGACCCUGUGGCUUCUACCCAUUCCACCACCUCAACUCAAGCACCAAAUUCUAGUGCCACCCCUACUCUCCCGGUUUCAUCCACACAUCUGGGUGCAACACCCAAACAGUCAGGAGAAACUUCACGUGCUGAGUUGGAUAGCCCUCCUGCCAAUAAAGAAGAAAAGCCGACUGGCGCUCUGCGCCAACCAAACCGCUCUAUUUCUCCAGGAGUUGACGGAGCCCAGCCUCUCAGCACAUUUGAGACAUUGAAUUCACCGGUGAAUAUUAAACCUCAAGGGCGAAGUGUUGAUUCAGUGAUGGGGCAGAUAAAGCUAAUUCUUGAGACGGCCAAGAUCACGAGCGAAACUCAAGUGGAGGAAGUGCCCAGCAAGCCAAAGAUAACAGAUCAAAAUCACCCAAGCACCACAUCCACUGCACCAGAUUUCAGCACAGAGGACAAAGAGAACAUUAGUCCCCUCAUUGAUCUUGAUUGCGAAGUCAGAAGUCUAAAUACUGGAUUCCAACGCGUUGUUGCGUUUGAUCCACUGGCUACAGUCUCAUCAAGCGUUCCGGAACAGUCUAGAAAUGCUCAGCAUGGUCAAUUUCAGCAUAGCGAAACUGCCGUUUCUACUGAAACUGUUGAUAUCUUUGAUACACCCAAUAUUGAUAAUAGAACUAUUCAACCUCAGUUAAGUCGGAGCAUCUCUCCUUGUCCUGAACCAACCCAAGAUCCGAUGAUCCUCCGUGCAAUGAGUCCAACCUCUGCUAUUAGCGAGCCUCUCCAACCAAUACUCGCUAAAAUUAGGUCACUGCCCUACUCGGAGGUUACUGGCUCUUAUGGUGAGAGCGACGUGUUGGAAGACAAACAGAAACCUGAACAGGCUCCUGAAAUCCGCAGCAAGGCCGAUGAGGUGGCACUAGAGUAUCUGCUCAAUCAGAUUAAGGACAACCCUGCCCCAGAGAUUCCUAGCAUUGAAGAGAUUUCCCUACCUCUCGAUGCUACCUUUGAUGAGCAUGUACCUCGAGCUUCUGCUUCUAUCUCGCGCAGCAGUGCUCCGCGCGAGAGUGUCCAGCAUCAACAACCUGGCCAGGAAAGUGAGAGAGUGCUCUUUCUUCAUCCAGACCUCAUUGAUAUCUCACCUCAGAUGCUAUCUUCUCGCUCAAGGUGUGCUUCUUUGCAACAAUCCGAUCUUAAAAACGAUGCGGAGACAGAAUCCGGCGAAAAGCUGGCUGUCUCAGAUGAAACCGAGAAAAGAGAAUUCCGCGAGACAAUGUUCCAUCAGCGGCCUCCCGACAAGGCUUUUCAACGGGUGGAUGAGGUGACCUUGGAAGUGAGAAGGGCAAAGAUUGAAGUCCACACUGCUAAUACCUGGCAGCGAAAGGAAGACACUGAAACCAGUGCAGAGAACAAAGAGGAGGUUAAAGCCCCCCUUCUUAAUUUCUGGCAGCGAAGAACAGGAUCCAAACCAACAGAAGCACAGCCACGAAAAAUCGUUGCUUUGCCCACGAAGGUGGAUGUGAAAUUAUCAAGAGAAAAGAAGCAAAUUACUGACUCAAUAGAGAGUUUGUUUAGCUUUCUCCAACCAGUCCUUGAGUCAGUUCGCAGCUUUCCCGGAACGCUGAGCUUUCAAAUCCAAUUUGGUCUCAUGUUCAUGCCCAGCCUGCCAGCUUCAACCAAAGAGAAGGAGAUGAGCUACGGGGAGGUCCACCAGUUGUUUUUUUCUAGUAAUGACUUGAUACCGCCUCCAAUCUCUCUCUUCGAGCGCUUGACUUCAUCUCCUUCAGACAUUGACUACCUCAUCGAUUUGGAGGCCAAUCAAUCUCGCCUGUUCGACCAAAGGUACAGCCACCGAGGCGUAAAGUACGAGUUCUGGUGCCGUGUUGGUCCGAAUAGAUCCAUUGUUAUCUCAGUUAAUGAAUAUGGACAUGCAAUGAUUCGCUAUCCUGAGGUCUCCCUAGGCACGGUACACUUGAAUUUCCCUUCACAAGUCUGGGAUGCAGCUGCUAAGGUGCAGGGCUUUAUCGAAUACAUUACGGGUGCUGACCCCGAGCUUGAUGAAGCUGCACGAAAUAUGGCGAAAAGCAUCCGGGUAGAGCCAAACAACACACAGCUUCGUAUGCUGGUCCGUCUUCCGCCUGCGUCCAAAAUCAAAAUUGAGAAGGUGUUCAUGGAACGGUGGAGCCUUCACCCCUCCCUGUCGGAAAAAAGCAAGCACUUGUUUCUCCAAAUCAGCGAAUCUCAAGAACUCCUUGCCAUUCCCUCCAUAUUCGAUCCAGGUAUCAUGGUUUUGCAGAACGCCCCGCUUGGCACAAUGGUCAGAGAUGGAAAGCAGUGGUGGCAAGCCUCGAUUUUCAGCAGCAAAGUGAACGGCAUACUGAAAUCAAAUUCUUUCAUUGAACCUGGUGAGCGCAACGAGUCCUGGUGUGCAACAGAUCUCCUCGGUACAGACAUCACAAAUAUUUUCCCCCAUACUGCGAACCAGGGGCUGAGUACUCUUGGAGCCGAAGUCGGUUACUCGGGAAUUGGAGCAAUGUUCCAACUUGGCAAAGCUGUCGUGCAGAAAAUCGAUGCCGUGGGUUUCUGGAACAGAGGUCCUGCUAGUGUUGAGCAGCGUACGAACACGUCGAAGGACCGCAGCAGCGCCGACACAGCUACUUUCAAGGAGUCGCCCGCUUCCUCGGUGAAACAAUCAGUACCCUGGGUUUCAACGGCUGAAUUUGAGGGAAAACACAUGUGGUGA
Molecule: messenger RNA, 4128 nt
Organism: Penicillium digitatum Pd1
Lineage: Eukaryota; Fungi; Ascomycota; Eurotiomycetes; Eurotiales; Aspergillaceae
Source: RefSeq, a predicted model, not a curated record